Messenger RNA from Dermacentor albipictus, 3831 nucleotides. RefSeq names its product ATP-binding cassette sub-family G member 1-like. The record is from RefSeq and is a predicted model, not a curated record. Gene Ontology annotation, molecular function: ATP binding; ATP hydrolysis activity; ABC-type transporter activity. Gene Ontology annotation, biological process: transmembrane transport. Gene Ontology annotation, cellular component: membrane. Lineage: Eukaryota; Metazoa; Arthropoda; Arachnida; Ixodida; Ixodidae.
UCCGCGAACAGAUCGCACACGUGAAUUCGUCCUUCGCUCGCGAUGUGUGCAGUGAAAGUGUGACGUCACCCUUGUUGACGCUGUUUGCUGGCUAACUCGGAGGAAUACCUCAGAGACUCUGAGCGGAGAGCUUAGCGUCUGCCGGCCUCUCUCCCUCUUCCUCGUGCAAGGAGGCGCUUUCCUUCGGCGUUGUAGGUGUCAAAUAGAGUCAGUAGUACUGGCACCACAGGCCAACGGUGUUCGCUCUGUGGCUGCGUCGUUAACGGUCAUAGCCUUUGGCUUUUGCUUUUGUUUUCGUGCGUGCGGGUGAGCCAGGAACGAACAGACGAAAACAUGGAUUCUGGACCAGUGCUUCUCAACAUGUCGAGGCUGGGAAACGAGCUUUCGUCAAACUGCUAUGACAACCUGGCGUUAGAUCUGCAAAACAAGGCGACCACCCUUGAUGGAACGCUUGGAGCAGUGCUGCCGAUCCAGACUGAAGUGAACGGAAAUGGCCGCCCGAACGGGUUCAGAAACUUCGAGAGUAUCGACCUUGCCUGGAAGAACCUUACCUACAAGGUCAAGUGCGGCAAAACCAGUAGAAACCUGGUACAAAACAUGAGCGGCGAAGUGCGUUCUGGUACACUGACAGCAGUCAUGGGCCCUUCCGGUGCUGGCAAGACGACAUUGCUCAACUUGCUUACGGGUUUCUACGACAAGGGCUACACGGGAGAAAUUCAUAUCAACGGCUGCGUGCGCGAACGGGAGCUGUUCAACAAGCAGAGCUGCUACGUCAUGCAGGAAGACCGCCUGCUGCCAGUUCUGACGGUAUUCGAAGCCAUCUCCAUGAGCGUUGAACUGCGAAUGCCGAACAUUGAACCAAAGGACAAGGCCAAGAAGGUAGAACAGUCAAUACAAGAAUGGGGCCUGGAGGCGUGCCGAAACACUCUCACGGAGAAUCUGUCCGGCGGCCAGCGGAAGCGGCUGGCCAUCGCCCAGGAGCUGGUUAACAACCCGCCCGUUCUGUUCCUCGACGAGCCUACAAGUGGCCUGGACAACGUAUCUAGUCUAAUGUGUGUACAGAUCCUGAAGCGGAUGGCCGCCAUGGGUCACACGGUCAUUUGCUCCAUACAUGCCCCCAGUGCCAAGAUAUUCUCUAAUUUCGAUAUGCUGUACAUGGUAUCCGGAGGACAGUGCAUCUACAACGGUGAAGUGGAUCAUCUUGUGGGAUUCCUUUCAAGACAUGGCCUGCAGUGCCCGCAGUUUCACAACCCCGCCGACUACAUUUGCGAGAUAGCGUCCGGCGAGUACGGCGACUACUGCAAAAGGUUGAGCGCUGAGUUUGAGCUUCCCGAGCCAGAUAGAAGCGCGAUCGUCAAAGGGACACGGUCAAAGUACGGCGGAGUGAUCAUGACUAACGAGCAAAAAGCAGAGGCCUACAAGAUGUACUCCUUCAAGGUCAACCAAUUUCACCAGUUUCGAGUCCUGCUGAAACGCUGUUGGCUUUCAGUUCUCCGCAACAAGGUGGCAACACCUCUGCGGCUCGUGGCGUACGUUGGCUUCGCGGUAUUCAUGGUGAUACUCUUCUACGGCAUGGGCACCAAGGCAACCACGGUGACCAACAAUGUCACCAUGUUUUUCGCCAUUUCCUGCGUCUGCGUUUUCCAGUCAGUCCUGCCCGCCGCUAUUGUAUUUCCGAUGGAAGUACUAGUCUUGGCACGAGAACAACGAAAUUGCUGGUACAGCCUGCACGUUUACUAUUUGGCAAACUAUAUUGCCGAGAUUCCUUUCCUGGUCGUCCCCAUCGGUCUGCUGAUCGGCAUCGUCUACUACCCGACGGGGCAGCCGAUGGUGCUCUGGCGCUUUGCGAGCCUGAUGCUGUUCAGCGUCCAGAUCUGCUCCGUGUCGCAGGCCUUGGCUCUCAUCGUGUCGGCAGUCUCCAAGCUUCAGACCGCAGUGUUCCUUGUCCUGCCAGUGGUGUCCCCGGCCUAUUUCUUCUGUGGCUUCUUCGUGCCGGCGCACUUGCUCAGCCCGUACACACGGUGGAUGACAGACGCGUCGUACAUGUACUAUGGGUACAACGGCUUACUCCUGUCGGUGUACGGCUACGGCCGCGAACACCUAGAGUGUGACGAGUUCGUCUGCCUGUACGAGGACCCGGCGCACUUCCUGGAGCUCGUCGGUGCUGCGGACAAGGAGAUACACGUGUUGACUGUCAUUUUGCUGGCGUUCGAGCUGGGAGCCAGGCUGACGGCGUUUGCCCUGCUCAAAAUGAGGCUCUCCAGGAAGGAGUGAAAGCUCGGGGCCAGGCUUCUGGCGACGUCUGGCCUCUGUGUAUGUGUGCGUGCCCGCCCGUUGUGAGCGUGUGCCAGACUUCUCGAGUUAUUCGGCCGUCGAGUGGGUAAAAAAAUAUUGCCCCUGGGGGCAACUGCGCACAACUUUCGUCGCUUUGUAUCACCCAACCUGCGGUUCCGCAUCAAGCCUAGUAUAGAGUUUCGUGGUGUCUGUACAGGUGGUGCAGAAAACAAGAAAAACAUUGUUUUCUUAUCGACACUUCACUCAGAGCCUCAAGAUCGAACUUCCAGGUUUCGUUAACACUGUUUACUACGUGGACUGUGUUCUUUAGUAAUUCACAGGCAUGCGUAUUUCAGUUCUCGCCCCUAAAGUUAUUGCGGAUAUAUAGUUAUUUCCGAUCGCUCACCUGUGUCAUUAUAUUGACAUCUAGGGCUAGCUUGUUUUAUAUACGAAGUAUGAUACUAUAUAGUAUACUCACCGAGUGAUGCAUAAGACGGCCUGUGAGAGAACACUAAUAAAUGAGCACUGGUGAGCGCAUUUUCAAGACGGGACAAGAGAAGACACCGACGCACGGGACAAGCGAACACGAAUAGCCCAGAACACUUAUAGGAGGAGGAGACAAAGGAGAGGAGAGACAGGGAGGUUAGCCAGUGUCAGUACCGGCUGGCUACCCUGUGCUGGGGAAAGGGGUAAAGGGAAUAAAAGGAGAAAGAAGAAGAAGAGGGAAAAAAGGAAAAAAAGAAAAUUCACACAGUAACGCGAAACUACGCUCUACAACGUUCAAAGGCGGUCACACAAUUCGCAUGUCCUUAAAAACUUCAACAAAGCCCUUAAGGCCUUGAGUGCCGAAGCCCGUCUGGACCAAUGUCCUAGAGCUUAUUAUAGAGGACACUAGUAAUCCAGUGUGAUCGAUUAAGGGCUAGGCAGAGUGGUAUGAGAGAUCGGUGCCACUGAACGCAAAAUUCAACGUAAAUUGUCUGAAUGUGGUACAGACGCACCAGAUUUACCUUUUCUUUUUGCGCGUUUGUGUGUGAGGGCAAUGCGUGCUUAUGGCAAUAUUGGACAGAGCAGAAAACAGGAAAUAGAGCACGACACGCGGUACUGCCACGAUCGACAGGGUGUAAAGAAGCAAUAGCGGACAAAGUCAGACUUUGAAGUUAAAUUUCGGUCGCUGACCGAACCACACGUAUGAGCUCCGAAACCUGUUCGUUUUAUUCACAGCAGUGCACAACGCUCGUUUCCAGCGUUUGUUUGACGCAACGUGUUUGACGCAAACACAUUUUACCUUUUUUUCCGUGGCUCGUGCAGUCACCCGCUGAAGGAUGUCAACACCAUCCUUGCGAGUUCCAUACGGCGACAGGAUGAUGAUGACCUGGCACAAUCUAACGUCUAGAACACAGGUUUGUAAAUUGUGUCGAGUUAAUAACAUGACUUUCAAGAAGGACCUCGGCUGCAUACUAGGUAUCCCGUGGCACAGAGUAAUGCACUGCAAGUUUCAUUUGCCUUCUUCGGUUGCCUGUAUGAAAUGCCCGAUUAUAAUAAAUUUCCAACAACGAA